This is a messenger RNA of Oxyura jamaicensis (ruddy duck), 669 nucleotides long. Its product is annotated as olfactory receptor 14A16-like. Gene Ontology annotation, cellular component: membrane. Gene Ontology annotation, biological process: G protein-coupled receptor signaling pathway. The annotation marks the transcript as partial. Gene Ontology annotation, molecular function: olfactory receptor activity; G protein-coupled receptor activity. The record is from RefSeq and is a predicted model, not a curated record. Lineage: Eukaryota; Metazoa; Chordata; Aves; Anseriformes; Anatidae. The transcript has a single exon.
AUGUACUUCUUCCUCCUCAACCUCGCACUCCUCGAUUUGGGCACUAUUACCACCACUAUCCCGAGAUCCAUGGCCAAUUCCCUCUGGGACACCAGGGCCAUUUCCUAUGCAGGUUGUGCUACCCAAGCCUUUCUGUUACUCUUUUUCAUCUCGGCAGAGUUUCAUAUUCUCACCAUCAUGGCUUAUGACCGCUACAUUGCCAUCUGCAAACCUCUGCACUACGGGACAAUAAUGGACAGCAGAACUUGUGUCAACAUGGCAGCAGCUGCCUGGGGCAGUACUUUUCUCAAUGCUGUGCUGCACACUGCCAAUACCUGUUCCGUCCCCCUCUGCCAAGGCAAUGUCCUGGACCAGUUCUUCUGUGAAAUUCCCCAGAUCCUCAAGCUCUCCUGCUCAGAUGCCUACCUCAGAGAGAUUAGGCUUCUUGUGGUUAGUGCCAUUUUAGCAUCUGUCUGUUUUGUUUUCCUUGUGGUGUCCUAUGUGCAGAUCUUCAGGGCUGUGCUGAGGAUUGCCUCAGAGCAGAGCCGGCACAAAGCCUUUUCCACGUGCCUCCCUCACCUGGCCGUGGUCUCCCUGUUUCUCAGCACUGCCUUUUUUGCCUACCUGAAGCCCCCCUCCACGUCCUCCUCCUCAUUGAAUCUUUUGCUGGCAGUUCUGUACUCAGUGGUG